AUGCCACCCAAAACGGUUAACGUUCGGGUGUUAACUAUGGAUGCUGAAUUGGAGUUUGCCAUUCAGCCAAAUACUACUGGAAAACAAUUAUUUGAUCAAGUUGUUAAAACCAUUGCACUUCGGGAAAUAUGGUUUUUUGGAUUACAAUUUACUGAUAGCAAAGAUUUUCCCGUAUGGUUAAAAUUAAAUAAAAAGGUUUUAAGUCAAGAUGUAAAAAAACAACAACAACCAUUACAAUUUCGAUUUCGUGCGCGAUUUUUUCCAGAAGAAGUAUCUGAAGAACUGAUUCAAGACGUAACACAAAAAUUAUUUUUUUUACAAGUUCGAGAUUCAAUAUUAAUGGAUGAAAUUUAUUGUCCACCAGAAACAUGUGUAUUAUUAGCAUCGUAUGCAAUGCAAGCAAAAAAUGGUGAUUAUAGUGAAGAAUCACAUAAACCAGGAUCCCUUGUUCACGAACGAUUGUUACCAAAACGUGUAAUGGAACAAUUUCAAUUGUCACCUGAUGAAUGGGAAAAACGUGUUAUUAAUUGGUGGAAAGAACAUCGUGGAAUGUUAAAAGAAGAAGCCAUGUUAGAAUAUUUAAAAAUUGCCCAAGAUCUUGAAAUGUAUGGUGUAAAUUAUUUUGAUAUUAGAAAUAAAAAAGGAACAGAAUUAUAUCUUGGUGUUGAUGCACUUGGAUUAAAUAUUUAUGACAGAUCCGAUAAACUAACGCCAAAAAUUGGUUUUCCAUGGAGUGAAAUACGAAAUAUUUCGUUUAAUGAUAAAAAAUUUGUUAUUAAACCAAUGGAAAAGAAGGCACCGGAUUUUAUAUUUUAUGCUCCUCGUUUGAGAAUCAAUCGUCGUAUAUUAUCGUUAUGUAUGGGUAAUCAUGAAUUAUAUAUGAGAAGACGUAAACCAGAUUCAAUUGAAGUUCAACAAAUGAAAGCACAAGCAAAAGAAGAAAAACAAGCGAGAAUAACGGAAAAAGAACGUAUUCAAAAUGAAAUUGAACGUCGUAAAAAUGCCGAACGUGAAAAAGAAAUGUUAAAACAAAAAUUAAAAAGUUUAGAAGAACAAGCAGAACAUGCUAAACGAGACGAAAAAGCCAAUGGUUCUGCCUAUUCUGACGUUGAUGAGGACAGUGACGACGAGCGAGCAUCAUUGGAUGAACAAAGUCGUUUAACGAAAGAAUUAGAAGAAAAACGUGCACAAGCAGAAGAAGCACGUUCACGUUUAGCACAAGAACGUCAUGAAGCAGAAGAAGAACAAAAACGAAUGAUGGAUCGUAUGCGUUAUGAACAAGAAGAAAAAGAAAAAAUUGUACAAGAAAUUGAACAAGCUAGACGACAUGCUGAACAAAAAGCUUAUGAAGCCCAACAAAAAGAAAUUGAAGCAAGACGUCUUGAAGAAGAAUUAUUAGAAGCAAGAAAAAAAGUAAUGGAAACAAUGAAUUCUGGUAUGAGUAAUGCUUAUAAUCAUCCACUUGGCGAAUUUAAUAAUGAUGAAGAUGAAAGUGAUGAUGAAGAUAACAGUAGCAGUCGAAAUGGAAGAGGAGUUGAAUUACAAACUAAUGAACAUGCGUCAAGACAUGAAGAAGAUCGAAUUACAGCAGCAGAAAAAAAUCAAAAAAUGCAACAACAAUUAAUGGCAUUAAAAAAUGAAUUAGGCAGUGUUCAUAAUCCACAUAAAGCGACAGAAAACGAUCGUUUACAUCAGCAAAAUGUGGCAUCUGGCCGUGAUAAAUAUAAAACAUUAAAAAUGAUUCGACAAGGAAAUACAAAAAAACGAAUAGAUGAAUUUGAAUCAAUAGAUCAAAAUUUUCGUUUUUUUAUUCGAAAACAAAAAAAAAAAAAAUUUAAAAUUGGCCGUGUCGAUUCAUUAUCGUUAAAUGACAGACGAGAUUUAGAUAGACAAAAGCGCAAUGAUAAACAGACGGCUGAAGAUAUUAUUUAUCGUGAAAAUUUGCAAUCAAAGGGUAUUGAUAAAUAUAAAACAUUGAAAAAAAUUCGCGACGGGACAGUGAAACGUCGUAUCGAUCAAUUUGAAGCUAUGUAA
Molecule: messenger RNA, 2034 nt
Organism: Didymodactylos carnosus
Lineage: Eukaryota; Metazoa; Rotifera; Eurotatoria; Philodinida; Philodinidae
Source: the annotation of a GenBank genome assembly